Anthonomus grandis grandis is the source of this 2839-nucleotide messenger RNA. RefSeq names its product unc-112-related protein-like. The coding region runs from base 192 to 2348 and encodes 718 amino acids. The record is from RefSeq and is a predicted model, not a curated record. Gene Ontology annotation, cellular component: cell-substrate junction. Gene Ontology annotation, biological process: integrin-mediated signaling pathway; cell-matrix adhesion. The transcript is spliced from 10 exons. Lineage: Eukaryota; Metazoa; Arthropoda; Insecta; Coleoptera; Curculionidae. Gene Ontology annotation, molecular function: integrin binding.
AUUAUUGUGUCAUCGUGUUAGCUGUGGAAAGGCCGUCGCACGGUGCCGUUUUCUUUGGAGUUUCUACGUAAAUGUUCGCGCGAAUUUCCGGAAGAUGACCGUCUAGUGAUAAAUAGUUAAACCGCUUAAGGGAUUUUAUCAAUUUUUGGUGUUAAAAACAGUAAAACCAGUGUAUUAAAUUAAAAAAAAAAAUGAUUGCGAACGGGCACGUAGUUGGCGACGGAAGCUGGGACCUAAGGGUUUUCGUUACAGAUUUACAAACUGAAAGGCAAAUCAGGGUAAAAGGAGAUGUUCACAUCGGUGGAGUUAUGCUGCGGCUGGUUGAAGACCUUGAAAUUUCAAUGGACUGGUCAGACCAUGCGCUAUGGUGGCCCAAAGAAAACAUUUGGUUAACCAGAACCAGAUCCACUCUGGACCAGUGUGGCGUCCACGCGGAUGCCCUCCUUCACUUCACACCAAUGCACAAAAAUUUGAAGGUGCAACUUCCCGAUUUAAGGUACCUUGAUAUGCGAGUAGACUUUUCAAUAAAAACAUUUUCGGCCGUGGUGCACGUAUGUAAAGAGUUAGGGAUAAGGUAUCCAGAAGAGCUAUCUUUUUGUAAACCGCUAGAACCGAAUCAUUUGAAGUACAACUACAAAGAUAUGCCCAAGAAGAAACAUCAUGAGAAUGGUGUGAAUAAGAAUGGACACUUGCCGGCAGAUACAAAUACAUUUAUAGCAAAUAGCAGCCCUGCAGGUAGUACGGGUAGUUUAGAACAUACACCGAUUAUGUGUGCUCCUGUGACUCCAUCUAGAAUGCCACCUUCAUCUACACCGAUUAGCAGUCCAGCGACAAAUGGUACUUGGAAGAAAAACGGAUUUACCCCGGACCUAAAUGGUUCUGCUAGUUAUUCGCCGAACGUGACCAACCUCAGUUUAGAAUACUUAAACGGUAGUGGAUUUGACAGCAGUUUAGCCCACACUCCGCCGACUCCUUCCCCAGAAGCCAGAAGACAUUUACUUAGGCCAAAAUCUUUGAUUGAAAAAGCCAGAAUGAAUGUUGGAUGGUUAGAUUCCUCCUUAUCAAUUAUGGAACAAGGAGUAAGGGAGCACGACACUCUAUGCCUUAAAUUCAAAUUUUACUCGUUCUACGAUCUGAAUCCCAAGUACGACGCGAUCAGGAUAAAUCAGAUAUACGAGCAGGCAAAGUGGCAAAUUUUAAACGAAGAAAUCGAUUGUACCGAGGAAGAAAUGUUAAUGUUUGCGGCGCUACAGCUUCAAAUAAACCUUCAAGCUAGUCAACCUCAGCAGCUUCAAUCGUCGAUAGAGAGUAAUGGAGCUACACCAGUUUCGCCGCUAGAUGACGACAUUGAUGCUGCCUUAAAUAACUUGCAAACCACCUUGGAAGGAUCUACUAUUAGCACUCAUGCGAAUGAUAUUACCUCCGUUCCUGAACUUAAGGACCAGCUGAGAUUCUUGAAGCCAAAACGGUUCACACUGAAAGCCUACAAAAAAUACUGGUUUACGUGUAGAGACUUGCAUUUGUACAUGUUUAAAACUCGGGAGGAUAUGGUUCAUAACAUCAAUUGCGUUAUGAACAUUAACCUUAAGGGUUGCGAGGUUACGCCGGACGUUCAUUUAAGUCAGAAUAAGUACGUUAUUAAACUGGAGGUACCAUCUACAGAUGGUAUGACUGAAAUGUAUAUAAGGUGCGACGAUGAAACUCAAUAUUCCAGAUGGAUGGCUUGUUGUCGUUUAGCAGCCAAAGGAAGAUCAUUGGCUGAUAGUUCUUACGAAACAGAGAAACAAACCAUUUUGGAUUUCUUGAAUCUCCAAAGGCGGGCUGAGCAACCAGUAAUUAACCCGAGUAGCUUGGACAUACAAGUGGAAGACUACAUUUCGCCCAAGUAUUUAAAAAAAUCAAAAGGCAAAUUGACCCAAAGGAUUUUGGAGGCCCACACAAACGUUAAAGACUUACCCUUAAUGGAAGCCAAAAUAAAUUAUAUAAAAGCGUGGCAGUUGUUGCCUGAUUUUGGCAUAACGUUGUUUGUUGUUAAGUUUAUGGAUUGUAAAAAAGAAGAGUUGUUAGGUGUGGCAUACAACAGGAUCAUGAAAAUGGACAUACAUACCGGGGAUCAUCAAAAAACGUGGCGAUUUAACACGAUGAAGGCCUGGAAUAUCAACUGGGAAAUCAAGCAUAUGAUGGUGCAAUUUGAAGAGGGCAAUAUUGUUUUUAGCAGUUUGUCAGCUGAUUGCAAGGUUGUUCAUGAAUUUAUCGGUGGUUACAUCUUUUUAUCAACCAGAUCCAAAGAUGCCAGCCAGACAUUAAAUGAAGAGCUUUUCCAUAAAUUAACAGGAGGAUGGUCAUAAUUUAAAGGAAUUGUUUCAAUAAAAGUGCCUUUAUUUGUUGUUGAGUAUUGUAUAAGAAAAAUCUGACGAAAUAUGUAACAGUGAUGAUUUACUAACCAAAUAUCGUGUUUGGUUUAUUGAUAAUGUUUAUUUGUAUAUAGAACUUAUAUUGUUAAUAAAGUGUUUUUUUGUCUUGUUUGUAGACAGGAAAAUUUAUGUCGCACAAAUGUAUGUUUAACUUAUUAAGACUAUUAAUAAUUAUUAACGCUUAAAUGAUAAAUUGCUUUAUAUAUUAAACUAUUUACCUCAUAUUUUUUGAUAUUUCAAUCUUAUGUCUUCUUUAUAUUUUUGUCACGUUUAAGAAAUAUUACUUUUACUAAAUGUGUCUUCUGUUAAAAAUACUAUACUUCUAUUAGAUGCCUUCUUAUAUUUAUAUAUAAAUAUUUUAUAAAAUUAUUGAUAUUAUGUCAUUGUAAAAUUGUUUUAUUAUUAAAGAAAUGUACUAUUAACAA